Molecule: messenger RNA, 838 nt
Organism: Paramecium tetraurelia
Lineage: Eukaryota; Ciliophora; Oligohymenophorea; Peniculida; Parameciidae
Exons: 2
Source: RefSeq, a predicted model, not a curated record
CUAAAUUUAGAUUGAGAAUGAGUGUUAGCCUACCAAUAUAUUAGUUUCUAGCAAAGAUGAGAUGACUUACUCAUUCUUGAGAAUGGAUGUUAGUUCAAAACUUUAAGCAAAUCACAAAUUCUUCCUUGGUGUUUUGGGUUAUACCAAAUAAAUUUGUAUUUUCAUUCAAGCUAAUUUCUAAUAUAUAUUCUCAAUUUUCAAAGAGAUUCACAUAUUUGUUAAAAUUGCCAAUGAACCAUACAUAAUUAAUUUAAAGUCUACUAAAAUUUAGUAUAAGCGUGUUUAUACAUUUAUAAUCUAAAAAUCAAAUUAUAGAAUCUUAGAUUGGAUGGCAAUUUCGUUUAAAAUUCAAUGUGUUAAAACAAGUAGAUUUGCUUCAGAAUUUUUAUUGACUGAAAUCAAAGGUUUUUCAAAAGGUCCUCAUGUGUUAUAGGUAUAUUAAAUGAGGACCAUAAAGCAUUUGUUUAGCCUAAUAUUAAGUUAAAAUAGAUUAAAUAAAUUCAUAAUUAGAUAAGAUUGUAAGUUAAAAUAUAAUACAAAUAUGAACAUUCUUAUGGCGAAUCUGAAAUAAUUACAGAAUUUUGGUUAAAACUAAUAAAUGUAACAAGAUCUUUCCAUUUUACGGUUAAAGUGGAAUAAAAAAAGGGUAUAAAUCAAUUUACCGAUUUUUAAAAAUUGUACAUCCAUAAUCAGUACUUCAGGAAAUCUUAAUUUCACUGAUACCUCAAAUAUACGAGACUCAUAAAUUGCGGAGGGAACUCUAGAACACUUAGAAUGCAAGAUUUGGGCUGAGUUGAGAGGGAUACUUAGAUUUGCAUAUUAUUUGAAUUAUAGUUGA